Polistes canadensis is the source of this 1037-nucleotide messenger RNA. RefSeq lists its product as uncharacterized. Gene Ontology annotation, cellular component: nucleus. The transcript is spliced from 3 exons. The record is from RefSeq and is a predicted model, not a curated record. NCBI's taxonomy places the organism in Eukaryota, Metazoa, Arthropoda, Insecta, Hymenoptera, Vespidae. Gene Ontology annotation, biological process: maturation of SSU-rRNA from tricistronic rRNA transcript (SSU-rRNA, 5.8S rRNA, LSU-rRNA). The coding region runs from base 330 to 821 and encodes 163 amino acids.
GAAUUUCGAUAUGUUUAUAACUAUUAAGCCGGAAAACAUACUUUGUAUUUUUGUAUUAAAUUAAUUAUUGUGAUAUCUUGUGUAUUUAAUAAUAACGUAAUAUAUUGUUGCAGUGUUAUUUAUUAAUUAUAAAAUUAAUUAUUAAAAGCAACAUUAUUAAUGUUAAAAGCUACGAAUCGUGAUAAGAUAUUUUCUAUUUACGUGUUGAAUACGAAUCAUAACCUUAAAAAAACUAAUUAUUUAAUAUCAGUUCACGUGGUAAUUAAAUAAGUAAUUAUUUUUUAAACAAAUUUUAAUUAUUUUAAUCAUUUAAACUCAAAUCAUUUAUAAUGGGUGAAAGAGGGCAUUUUUUUCGUUCUCUGAUAUAUCGUGUUUUUAGUAAUUGGACAGCAUUAAAAUUAGCAGUUGAAAAUGAUAUGGGAACCACAGCAGAGGUCCAUCAAUUUUGUCAAUACGUUGCAAAUAUUUUGACUGAGACCGAGAAUUUGUGUAAAAGUGAAGUUGAAUGUAUACUAGAAGAUUACAUGGAAGAUGUAUUUAAUACCGAACUUCAAGAUUUCAGUAGCCAGCAAAUAGCCGAUGAAUUGUAUACAUUUUAUUUUAACUACAAAGUAGGCAAUGUAACGCAGGCCGAGUCAGAGCUUCAAAAAUUACCACCGGUACAACCGUGGGUUUUACAACCAAAUUUACUUACCCAAAUUAAUAAGAAACUUACUAAGAUUGAAAUUAGAAGUGAUUCUUCUGAAAGCGAUGAAAAAGAAGAAAGUAUGGAGACUGAAUUUUCUGGAUGGACAGUAGUUAAGUCAGGGAGAAAAAAAUAAUCUUUAAUGAUUCGCUGAUAUUUGCACAUUAUAAAUUUUUAUUUUAAAAAAAGAAAGAAAGACAUUUAUACUAUUAUACUCUUAAUAUUCUUCUUGCAUCGAAGUUACAGAUAGUCAAUUUCUUAUUUAUUCAGUCUUUGCAGUAGUUGAAAUACUUAAUUUUCUCGUCCACCUCCUGCAUCUGUAAACAAAAUUAAUGCAAGUUAACAAAAUGGU